AUGGAGAAACAACGAUUUGGAUUACAUAGAUGGAAGAUCAGAUUCAUUGGUAUAAAAUUGGAGAACAUUGAACUAAUUUUGGAGAAACCACAUGGAAUGGCAUCGUUCUCCAUGCGAUGGAUUUGCAAAGCCCUGCCCGUCAUUUUAUCCUGUAGCUUCCUGAUAUUUGUAGCGCUCCAACUGAUGCACACGAAUCUAAUAACGACUGAAGUGCCAGUCACUUCAGCUAGAACGACUGAAGUAUCAGUUUUGGUAGACACCAGGAAAAAAAUGAACAUGGAAGAUUUACUAAAGGAUGUGCAGAUUCGAUUGCCAAGUUUGCCUCUGUGGUCUUUGAAUGCAACGAUACAGACCAAGCCUUUGUAUAAAAAUGCAACGUGUGCUAGGUAUCCUUCGGUGUUUGAUUUGGAGUUUAAUAAUAUUAAUUGGCAGACUUUGAAGACGUCCAAUGGUACGUUCCAGUUGUACAAUGCGUACUAUGAUGCGAGACGAAAAAGUUUAAUUGGACCAUCUGUUAGAAUUUUGGGUAUGAUCGAUAGGAUAGAGCCUACUAUAAUCACUUAUUGUCAAUUCUGGUUUGCUGAUCAGCAGACUCCUGUAUUCGCAAAGUUGUUUGAAUACAAAUAUAUUUGGAACAAAGCUUUUGGCAACUACAAACAAAAUAUUUACCAGCCUUACUUGAUGACGUGUAAAAUACCAGUUAAAUAUCAUGGUCGAAUACCAGCUUCAGUUUCAGUUGUUGAGACACCUUGUGAUAAUGCCACCAAUAACUUAAAUGUUCUGUACGAUAAGCCUGUCAAGAAAAAAGGAUUUGCAGUUUGUGUAAAAGGAUUAGAUUUUCUUUAUGAAGAUUUAUCUGUACAUCUUGUGGAAUGGAUUGAGUUGCUGAACAUUUUAGGAGCUGAGAAGAUUUAUUUUUACGAAUUGCAGGUUCAUCCGAAUAUUUCCAAAGUUUUGAAAUAUUAUGAAAACAGGGAUAUGAUCCAUGUUACUCCAUUGACUUUGCCAGGUAGUCAACCCAACAUUCCAGGAUUUCAACAUUUGUACUUGACAAAGAAGACAAAUACCAAGCGUCAAAAUGAAGUCAUACCUUACAAUGACUGCCUGUACAAAAAUUUAUACAAAUAUAAGUACAUAGCCUUGUUGGAUAUUGAUGAAGUAAUCAUGCCUGUUAAAGAUGCCAAUUGGAAAGACCUAAUGUUGAGGAUACGUCCAAAAUCUAUGAUAAGAAGAAGAAAGAGAACCAGAGCCAGUUAUGACGUCAGGAAUGUGUAUUUCUUAGACAAACACUUGCAUGGGCAUGGCUGGUAUAAGGACAUUCCCAAAUACUUGCAUAUGCUGCAGCAUGUGCACAGAUCCCAAAACUUUACCAAACCAGGUCAAUAUGUAAAAUGUUUCCACAAUCCAGAAAGAGUUCUGACUUUACACAAUCAUUAUCCUUUUGCUUGCAUUGGAGGAGCCUGCAGCUCUUACCCGAUUGAGACUGCAGAUGCCCAAAUGCAGCACUAUCGAGCAGAUUGUGUAAAUGGUAUGCAAAAUUGUGCUGAAUACAGCGAACAUAGCAUUGAAGACACGACUAUUUGGAGGUAUAAAGAGAAACUUAUUAAAAGAAGUAACUCAGCUUUGGCUGCUUUAGGUUUCUUCGGGGAUAGCAAAGUCGAUAUACAAAGACGGUAG
Messenger RNA from Ctenocephalides felis (cat flea), 1677 nucleotides. RefSeq lists its product as uncharacterized. NCBI's taxonomy places the organism in Eukaryota, Metazoa, Arthropoda, Insecta, Siphonaptera, Pulicidae. The transcript has a single exon. The record is from RefSeq and is a predicted model, not a curated record. The coding region runs from base 1 to 1677 and encodes 558 amino acids.